AUGACCGACACGGUCAUGAACGGCACUCAUGAUCCCUUGGAGCGCCCUCCAACGCCUCCUCCCGGUCCGCCAGCAGAUAUAGCUCCUCCGCCACCACCGUUGGAGAUGAUGGAGGAUGCUCCUCCUCCGCCCGCCGACAUAAAACCUCCACCACCACCACCAGAAGAGGGUUUACCGCCGCCUCCUCCUCCAGUGGACAGUCUCGCGCCGCCUGCGCCACCUGUGGUCAAGAAAAAGAAAACUGGUUGGGGUGCUUCUGCUGCCGCCAAACCGCUCAGUGUUGAAGAGCUUUUGCGAAAGAAGAGGGAGGCAGAUGCGGCAGCGUCGAAGCCAAAGUUUCUUUCAAAAGCUGAACGUGAACGACUCGCAUUAGAAAAACGCGCCAAAGAAGUCGAAGCCGAGCGACGAGCAAAGAUCGAACAAGGUCGAGCUGCAAAUGGCGCAGGACAGAAUGGUACAACACCAGAGGACAGAAAUGGUGAUAGAACAAAUGGCGAUUCGAGAUCAGCUCCUGUGCCUACCGGCCCACGCUCAUCACGCAACGAUGGAGAAAUMCCCCGAGGMCCUGCCGCUAUGCGCAAUCAACAACCAAACAAGGACUACGACUUGACGCCACCAGCUCCCCCGAAGCGUAUUGCAUUCGGCAAAGGCGAUUCGAAAGGAGGCGACAAGCGUGUUUCGGAGGCGGAAGCUGAAGCGGAGCUGGUUCGACAGCGAUAUAUGGGUGCGAACCAGACGUCUAAUUUCUCCGCGAAGAAGAAAAGGAAGCGCACUACGGAGAGGAAAUUUAACUUUGAAUGGAACGCCGAAGAAGACACAAGCAAGGACUACAACCCGUUAUACCAGAAUAAAGCUCAUGCGAAUUUCUUCGGACGAGGUCGACUUGCUGGAUUCGGCGAAGAUAUGGCAGAUGAUGCUACGAAGAAGUACGUUCAAGCUUUGGAAGACCGUGAUCGUGAAGCGGGCUCUUCCCGGGCCAGGGAAAUCCUAGAAAUGGAAAGGAGACGAAAGGAAGAAAGCAGUAGGACUGCAAUUGAGAAACACUGGAGCGAGAAGAGAUUGGAUCAAAUGCGCGAGCGAGACUGGCGUAUUUUCAAAGAAGAUUUUAAUAUCAGCACCAAGGGUGGCAGUGUCCCGAAUCCGAUGCGCUCGUGGGAGGAAUCUGGAUUACCACAUCGACUACUUGACCUUAUUAAACAAGUUGGAUAUGCCGACCCGACGCCGAUUCAGAGAGCGGCUAUUCCUAUUGCUUUACAAUCUCGAGAUCUUAUCGGUGUGGCCGUGACGGGUUCCGGUAAAACAGCGUCAUUUUUGCUUCCUUUGUUGGUCUAUAUUUCCGAGUUGCCUCGACUCGAUGAGUUCGAAUGGCGAAAGAACGAUGGUCCAUAUGCUAUUAUUCUCGCACCCACUCGAGAGUUGGCGCAGCAGAUCGAAAUCGAAGCCAAGAAGUUUUCAAGGCCUCUCAAUUUCAACGUUGUCAGUAUCGUCGGUGGUCACUCUUUGGAGGAACAGGCAUAUAGUUUACGAGACGGUGCGGAGAUUGUUAUUGCCACUCCUGGACGUCUCGUUGACUGCUUGGAACGACGAAUGCUAGUUUUGUCACAGUGUUGUUAUGUGAUUAUGGACGAAGCAGACCGAAUGAUCGACCUUGGUUUUGAAGAACCAGUCAACAAGAUCCUUGAUGCACUACCUGUAACGAAUGAGAAACCAGAUACCGAGGAAGCAGAAAACGCACAGGCAAUGAGCCAACACGUCGGCGGACGAGACAGGCGGUACCGACAGACCAUGAUGUAUACAGCUACUAUGCCGUCAGCUGUUGAGCGAAUAGCCCGGAAAUAUCUACGACGACCGGCCAUCGUCACGAUCGGUAAUAUCGGUCAAGCCGUCGACACCGUUGAGCAGCGCGUCGAGUUCGUUGCAGGCGAAGACAAGAGGAAGAAGCGUCUUGCCGACAUCCUCAUGUCAGGGCAAUUCAAACCUCCCAUUAUCGUUUUCGUCAAUAUCAAGCGAAAUUGUGACGCUGUUGCGAAGGAUAUUAAACAAAUGGGCUUUUCAUCUGUUACGUUGCACGGUAGCAAAACGCAGGAACAGCGUGAGGCGGCGCUGGCCUCGGUGCGGAACGGUAGUACUGACGUCCUGGUUGCUACGGAUUUGGCUGGUCGUGGUAUCGAUGUGCCUGAUGUCAGCUUAGUGGUGAACUUUAACAUGGCGACCAAUAUUGAGAGCUACACGCAUCGUAUUGGUCGUACGGGUCGUGCUGGAAAGAGUGGUGUUGCCAUAACGUUCUUGGGCAACGAAGACACCGACGUGAUGUACGACCUCAAACAAAUGUUAAUGAAAUCAUCUAUAUCUCGAGUCCCCGAGGAACUCCGCAAGCACGAAGCGGCACAAUCCAAACCUACCCGUGGCGGAGGAUUCACGAAACAGAAAGCAGACGAAGGCGGUUUUGGCGGAAAGGGUGGUGGAUGGUAG
Molecule: messenger RNA, 2472 nt
Organism: Talaromyces amestolkiae
Lineage: Eukaryota; Fungi; Ascomycota; Eurotiomycetes; Eurotiales; Trichocomaceae
Exons: 3
Coding region: 1-2472 (823 amino acids)
Biological process (GO): mRNA splicing, via spliceosome
Cellular component (GO): catalytic step 2 spliceosome
Molecular function (GO): RNA binding; RNA helicase activity; ATP binding
Source: RefSeq, a predicted model, not a curated record